CUUGUUGAUCUGUAGCAAAUUCCAAUUGACAAAAAUACCAACUACGGUCCUUAAAAGCAACCGGGCUGUACCAAGCUGCAAGGAAAUGUCAAUAUUUUCCGGACAGCAAACUCAUCAUUCAACAAGACAUCGAUUAGAGCUUCGUGACCCAUGCGCUCAUUUAUUCGCAUGUUGAAAUAAAUUUUUAUGCUGAAAUUUCCGAUUGGUCCCAUUCGUGAUCUACUUGGAGGUUGAGGUACUCGUGUCUUCUGAAGUGACAGGGGAAAUAGGGACGUUGAGAUGGAAAAAUGGCAAGGGAAAGUAGCUAUUGUAACUGGUGCAAGUGCUGGGAUAGGCGCUGCUAUAGCCAAGGCUUUGGUGCAAAAAGGAGUUUUGGUUGCAGGACUGGCAAGGAGGAUAGACCGUAUCGAGGAGCUGUCCAGGACCCUGUCCAUGGAAGAAGCACCCGGUAAACUGUACGGAUUGAAGUGCGACAUCACCAAAGAAGAAGACAUACUGAAAUCGUUCAAAUGGAUCACGGAAAACGUCGGUCCGGUCCAUAUACUCGUCAACAACGCCGGCUUGAUCAAACCCACCAGUUUGACUGAGGGCGCCACUCAAGAUUGGCGUAAGGUUUUCGACGUAAACGUCAUGGCGUUGUGUAUUUGCACCAGGGAGGCGUUGAAAAUAAUGCGGAAAAAUAAGAUUGACGGUCAUAUAAUACAUAUAAACAACAUAGGUGGCCACGUUAUACCUUGUAUACCUAAGGAUGAAUCACUAAUGAAUGUAUAUCCAGCAUCAAAGUUUGCCGUGACUGCUUUAACCGAAUCUUUGAGGCAGGAAUUGAAAAUUCUCAAGAGUAAAACUAAGGUCACUAGCAUCAGUCCUGGGAUGGUCAUUACAUCUGAGUUUCAAAAAAACCUAGGAAGUGCUGCAAGUCUUUAUUACAAAGACGGUCCGACAAUCAAACCGAGUGACGUAGCCGAAGCUGUCAUCUAUUCCCUCUCGACUGGUGAAAACGUUCAGGUUCAAGACCUCAUUAUUCGACCCUUCGGUGAUACGUAAGCAUCGAAUUUCGUGUAGAAAUCGCUGUUAGAUCUCCAUUUCAAUAAAUUUUCCACGCAAACUGUUUUUUUUCGGAUCCUCCAUUUAACGGAUGACCCCCGUA
Molecule: messenger RNA, 1147 nt
Organism: Coccinella septempunctata (seven-spotted ladybird)
Lineage: Eukaryota; Metazoa; Arthropoda; Insecta; Coleoptera; Coccinellidae
Product: farnesol dehydrogenase-like
Exons: 5
Coding region: 280-1044 (254 amino acids)
Molecular function (GO): oxidoreductase activity
Source: RefSeq, a predicted model, not a curated record